This is a messenger RNA of Physcomitrium patens, 2114 nucleotides long. Its product is annotated as amino acid transporter AVT1B. Gene Ontology annotation, biological process: amino acid transmembrane transport. Gene Ontology annotation, cellular component: vacuolar membrane. NCBI's taxonomy places the organism in Eukaryota, Viridiplantae, Streptophyta, Bryopsida, Funariales, Funariaceae. Gene Ontology annotation, molecular function: L-amino acid transmembrane transporter activity. The record is from RefSeq and is a predicted model, not a curated record.
GAGAGUAAUUUCAGAGAAUGGACUGCGGCGACAAGGGACGAGCGGGGCAGCCAGUGGAGCUGCAAGUGGAGUUGGUGAAGAGGCAGAGGCAGAAGAAGAAGAUGAGGAGGACGUGCUCGUGAAAGGAAGCGAGAUUCGGGUUGUGAGUUUGUGAGGGGGAGUGCGUUGGAGAUUGAGAGUUUUGCGAGAGGGAGGAGGAAGUGGGGAAGCAAUGCGGUCGCAGAAAGUGCCUUACUGGGCUGAUAAGGAGGCGGGAGGAGAGAGCGAGGAUGAAUCGAGAUCGGGAUCGGAGUCUGGAUCGGAGGACAAUGAGGAGGGUGAUGCAAGGGGCGGAACCAGUGGCUCCGUGCCCCUCUGGCCUCAGAGUUACAGGCAGUCCAUGGAUAUGUACAGCACGUUACAAUCCCCCAGCAUUAGCUUAUUUAGCCCAGGGCUACACCAUCGUCUCAGUUCUUCCCACUUAGCGUCUUCGUACCAAAAGUUUCCUUCAGAUCACAGAGAUGAGCCAACCCUAGGUACACAGCCCCUGAAGAUUCCGUUUCUCCAGGACCAAGAGAAAAAGGAGGAUUAUGUGUUACCUUAUUCCGACCCAGUCCGAAAACUUGAGGAUCAAUUCGUGAAGUCGGAUUCUGUCUACGUGGUUGAAAAGCCUGAACCAACUGGAAGUAGCUUUUUACAAGGACUUUUCAAUGGAAUGAACGUGCUGGCAGGUGUGGGAGUUUUGACCACUCCUUACGCUUUGAAGGAAGCAGGCUGGGUUGCUGUUGUCUACCUGUGUUUACUUUCACUGUUUUGCUUUUAUACUGGAAUUCUUCUUCGACGAUGCUUGGAAAGUGAACCAGGUCUAGCUACGUAUCCGGAUAUUGGACAGGCCGCGUUUGGUAAUACUGGACGGAUUAUCAUCUCAAUUAUUCUUUACACGGAGCUAUACGCAUGUUGUGUGGAGUUCUUAAUUCUGGAAGGAGACAAUCUAUCAGCUCUCUUCCCCGGGGCACAUUUAUCCGUAGCGGGCGUUCAUUUCGACUCCAAAACUGUUUUUUCCGUCCUCACAGCAUUGUUCGUACUACCUACAGUAUGGUUACGGGAUCUUAGCUACUUGUCCUAUGUUUCAGCUGGAGGCGUUAUAGCAUCUAUGGUAGUGGCAUUUUCAGUGGUCGGGGUUGGUGCGAUUGAUGGUGUUGGGUUCUAUGAAACGGGGCCUCUCUUCAAGUUAUCUGGUUUGCCUGUAUCUAUUGGCCUGUUUGGCUUUUGUUAUUCCGGACACGCUGUGUUCCCGAACAUUUAUUCGUCAUUGCGGAAUAGGAAUGACUACAACAAAGUUCUAGGUGUGAGUUUCAUAUUGUGCACGCUUCUUUAUGCUGGAAUGGCCGUCUUGGGAUUCAAAAUGUUUGGAGCAGAUACUGCGUCUCAAAUCACCCUUAAUUUGCCCAAGCAAUUUCUGGCUUCCAAAAUAGCUGUUUGGACCACGGUGGUGAACCCGUUUACGAAAUUUGCAUUAACUAUGACACCAGUGGCACUGAGUUUGGAGGAACUACUGCCGCAUAGCCCCGACUCCUUGAAGCAUCGGUCCUCAUCAAUCUUUAUACGCACAGCGCUUGUGGUCUCUACUAUUGGUGUGGCAGUCCUAGUUCCGUUUUUUGGCUAUGUGAUGGCCUUCAUAGGUUCCUUCCUUAGUAUGACUGUGUCUUUAAUUCUUCCCUGUGCAUGCUUCCUCGCCAUAUUCGGCAAGAAAAUAUCGAUGAUUCAGAUAUUUUUCUGUGUUAUGGUGAUGUUAAUAGGGUUCAUCUGUCUGGUGUUGGGGACUUACUCCUCUAUCUCUGGCAUUGUUGCGAGCUACUCUCAACCCGAUAAUUUUCUUCCUUGAGUGCCCAUUGCAUUCAAUGAGAGCGAGGAAGUUUUUAAUUUUAUUUCAUCUCUUAUUUUAUAUAUAUAUAUAUAUAUAUAUAUAUAUAUAUAUAUUGCAACUUUGGGUGUGGGAUAUUGACAUCGCGGCCUUCAACUCAUGAAAUCCAAGUAAAAAGAUACGUAUUGUAUUUUAGCUACACCCAUGUACAACAAGGUAUAUUAGUUAAUAAGAAUCAAAUGGAAGAGUUCCAUAAUGCUUCCAGCGUCAA